Messenger RNA from Gasterosteus aculeatus aculeatus (three-spined stickleback), 1635 nucleotides. RefSeq names its product C-type lectin domain family 10 member A. Gene Ontology annotation, cellular component: plasma membrane. The record is from RefSeq and is a predicted model, not a curated record. Lineage: Eukaryota; Metazoa; Chordata; Actinopteri; Perciformes; Gasterosteidae.
UGCAAAUGUUCCAGACCACAAAGCAGAAGUUUGGGCUCGGAGGUUGCGCUGAUGGACUAAGCUGCAGAGAGAGAGAGAGCUUCCUCUUCUGCUUUCAGGAUGCUCCGUGGUUCACUGUGAGCGACCUCCGUCCAGCGUCAGUCCGAGCUGCGGGACGGGGCUGCACACAUGGCGGAGGGGGACGUCAACUACGCGUCGGUGGUUUUCAAGUCCGACCAACCGCGCAACACGACAAGCGCUGCGGCCGCAGCUAACGACGACACCGUGUACGACGAGGUGAAGGUGAAGAGCGAAGCGAGCCAACGAUCUGCUGACGCACACGGCCGUGAGCGCUGUCUGUGGCCCGUCGGCUGCUUGGCGAUCGCCUGCGUCCUCCUGCUGUUGGGCCUCGUGGGCGUGGCUAUCUACCUUGCUACAAUAAGUGAUGAAAUAACAAAGAUGAACCAGUUAAGAGAAAACCUGCUGGCGGACAAACAAGACCUGAGAAAUGUCAGUGAGCAGCUGAACAAGGAACUCAACAGUCUGAAGCUGCAGCUGGAAAACAUGACGCAAAACUAUAAUGUCUCAGAAGGUAAGAACACGAAGCUGGAGAACGUGAUCCAGGAGCUGAAGGAGAACUUCACAAAACAAAUCACAGACCUGGAGGACAACUGGGAGAAGUUCAAUGUCAGCAGAGCUCAGUGGACCAUCGACUCCUACUGCCCAGCAGAUACAAGUAAAGUGAGAAAGUGUUCAGCUUGUCUGAAAGGCUGGGACCAGAUCCAGAAGAGCUGCAUUGUGCUUCAUAACAGUGAAGCUCCUUCUGAGCUUAAAACCUGGGAAGAAGCUCGAGAGAACUGCAGAGGAAGGGAUGCAGAUCUGGUUGUUGUUCAUGAUGAGGAGGAAAAGAACGUAAUCGAUGCUAAGAUCACACACAUCCCUGUAUCUCAGGGGUACUGGAUGGGCCUGAGGGUUGAAGGAGGGACGUGGAAGUGGAUCGAUGGAACUGAUCUGAUGAACGCCUCCUGGAUAGAACGUCCUGCUGAAGGUCAAUGUGCCGUUUCUCUCGGGACCAGAACAUGGACAUCAGUGAAGUGUGAUGAGAAGAGAACAAGGAUCUGCUCACAGAAAGCUUUGUCUGUUUAAACGUCUCAUCUUUCAUUCUCCAGAAGGUUCCUGGAUGCUCCUACAUGUGACAUCAAGAAGCUCAUCAACAUACAAACAUGUAGGAUUCUACUUCACAACUAUGAUUUUAUUCAAGGUUUUCAUUUCUACAGAAAAAAACUUUUAUUUUCUAAAGUGUUGUGUUCUUCAAAGCAGAAUCUCAGCUUCAAGGUGUUUUAUUGGAUCCAAUAGAUACUUUGAGUGUGAAUUCAGACGUCAGGACCAAACUGUUGAUUGUUCAUAACUUCCUGUGUGUUUCCUUGUGAUCUGAUUUACACAUCAGCAGCUUCCUGUUUUCUCCCUGAUUUAUUUCUUCUUGUUUCUACCUUUGACCAGCAGGGGGCGCUGCCUGCUGGUUCUCUGCACUUUGCAUCAAUACUUAGAACCAUGUUGAACUUGCACAGCUGAUGUUUCUCAGUUUAUCUUUGUAGCAGCAGGUUCAUCUUUUGGUCUGUUGUUGUUGUUGUUGUUGUGAAUAAAUGUGCAGCCACA